AUGGGUCGAAGGAAAAUGAAUCUUACGCCUGAAGAAGAAAUUGAACAUAAAAGAAGACGUCGCGAAAAUAAUGCUGAAGCUGCCCGUCGUUAUAGGGCAAAACAAAACAUUUCUUCAAGUUUCACUAACACAAGAAGUAUUUCCGAACAUUAUAUUGGAAAAAUGGACGUAUACUGUUGUCAUUGUAACGCGAAACACUUUAAUGCUGAAAAAGUUGCAAAUAAAGGAAUGUCUUUCAAUGACUGUUGCCAUCAUGGUGAGGUUAAACUUGAUCCGUUACCGGAUUUCCCUGAAUUUUUAAAAUCGUUAUUUGAAAAUACUCAUCCUAAAUCGAAUAAUUUUUUCCAAUGUAUUCGUCGAUUUAACAACUCUUUUGCUUUUGCUUCGUUCAAUGCUAAUUUAACCGAUUUAUCUUCUCAACGUCGGGGUCCAUAUUGUUUUAAAAUACAAGGACAAAUAUAUUACCAAAUCAAUACUGCACUUUAUUCUUUACCAAAUGAAAGUCCAAAUUUUGGACAAUUAUUCUUUAUAGAUGCUCAAGAAGCUUUAGAAAUUCGUUUGAAAAAUAAUAUAGAGUGUGAUAGUGAAAUCUUGAAGGAACUUGACACUUUCAUGCGACAGAAUAAUGUAUUUGCAGAUUCUUAUCAAAUGAUGGCGAAGGAACUUAAUAAACAAUGUUCCAAUAGUAAUAAUAGUAAUGAUGACCCAGAAUUGCAUUUAAUGUUUACAUUGAAACCAGGUGUAGAUAAAAGACGGUUCAAUUUUCAACGAGAAAACGAAGUUGCUGUUAUCUUCUCAACAACUGCUGAUGGUGAAAUUCCGGAAUCAUAUGUUUCAGUGAUCAAUAAAAAUACUAAAUCUUUACAGUACGUUAGUACAAUGGAUCCAAAUGUUGAACCUUGGAUUUAUCCGUUAUUUUACCCAUUUGGUACUAGAGGAUGGCAUAAGAAUAUAUCUUACGUUCAUAAACAAAACAAAAAAGUUACGCGGAAUGAUUAUCAUAAAUACAGAAUAGCAAUUAGGAAUGAAUUCAAUGUUUUCUUAAUGGGACGCCGGUUAUUUCAACAAUGGGUCGUUGACAGUUAUGUAAAAACUGAAAAAGAUAGAUUGAAUUAUUUAAGGAAUAAUCAAAAACAACUACGUGCGGAAUCAUACCAAGGUCUAAUAGAUCAUUUAAAUAAAUGUCGCAACAGUGAAAACAAUGAUAACACUACUAAUAUUGGAAAAAUGAUAAUUCUUCCUUCAUCAUUUUCUGGAUCUCCUCGUAACAUGUUACAACAUUAUCAAGAUUCAAUGGCAAUUGUUCGAAAAUUCGGUAAACCAGACAUAUUUGUGACGAUGACAUGUAAUCCUAAUUGGCUUGAAAUUAAAGAAAAUUUAUUUUCAAAACAAACUGCUGCAGAUAGGCCAGAUAUAGUAACACGUGUAUUUAAUAUAAAAAAAAAUGCUUUAAUUAAUAUGAUUGUUAAAGAACGUCAUUUCGGAGAAGUUUUAGCUUAUGUAUACGUAAUUGAAUUUCAAAAACGUGGAUUACCUCAUAUGCAUAUGUUAAUAACGUUAGCAGAGAAGUAUAAAAUAACAACUCCACAAAUGGUCGAUAAAUAUAUUUGUGCUGAAAUCCCAAAUGAAUCCGAUGAUCCUAUAUUAUAUGAUAUAAUUACUAAAAAUAUGCUUCAUGGACCAUGCGGAAAUUGGUGUAUAGUAAAUGGAAAAUGUUCGAAACAUUACCCAAAAAAAUUUCAACAAGAAACAACUAUGGAUGAAAACUGUUAUCCUUAUUAUCGUCGCAGAGAUUUAGGAAUUAUUUUUACUCGAUCUCAAGGAUCUCACUUUACAAAUGAACAUGUAGUUCCAUAUAAUAGAAUACUUUCGAAACGAUUCAAUUCACACAUAAAUGUAGAAAUUAUUUCAUCCAUAAAAUCAGUAAAGUAUUUAUAUAAAUAUGUUUAUAAAGGACAUGAUGAAGCGCUCAUAACGAUAAAUGGAAAUGUUUCAAAUAGUGAUAAUAAUGCUACUAUUCAGUAUGAUGAAAUUUAUAAUCAUAUUGAAACUCGCUAUGUAGGACCAGCAGAAGCUGUGUGGAGAAUAUUGUCUAAACCAUUACAGGAAAAAAGUCAUAGUAUUAUAAGAUUACCGAUUCAUUUACCAAAUCAACAAAAUUUAUUAAUCAAUAAUGACUGUGAUGAAGCAGAAAUUAGAAAUGUUUUAGAAAAGCAAACUAUGUUAAUUGAUUUUUUUGCAUUGAAUGCACGUGAUCAGAAUGCUAAAAAGUAUAUUUAUACAGAUAUUCCUUAUCAUUAUGUAUUUAAAAAAGAAAAUAGAUCAAAUACUUUUCAUUGGGUACAGCGUCAAAAACAGUUUAAAGUUAUAAGUCGAAUGUAUUCAGUAAGUCCUUCACAAGUCGAAUUAUUUCAUUUAAGGUUAUUAUUAACAAAAGUAAAAGGACCAAAAAGUUACGAAGAUAUCAGAACAGUAAAUGGUCAUAUAUAUGAUACUUAUAUGAAUACUUGCUUGGCAUUAGGAUUGAUUGAAGAUGAUAAUGAAUGGGAACGUGCAUUAGGCGAAGCAGAGAGUUGGAUGAUGCCAUAUCAAUUAAGAUAUCUUUUUGUUCGUAUAUUACUGCACUGUUAUCCGAUGUAUCCUGAUAAACUUUGGGAAAAAUUUAAGAAGUCAAUGUCAGAAGAUUAUACAAUAAAUUUGGGAUCAAUUCUAGGUGAGAAAAAAGCAUACUUUCAUAUAAAUUCUAUACUCUGUGAUGAAGGAUCACAUAUAUCAAAUUUUCCAAAUAUGCCACAAAUGACAGAUUGGGAAUAUGUAGAUGAUAACGGAACAAUACAGGAAAAUAACCAUCGUGGAGCUCAGCAAUAUCAAACAUUAAAUGAGCAACAAAAAGAAAUUUCUAAAAACCGAAAUAUUUGUACUAUGGCUUACACAGGAAUUGCUGCUACGUUACUCCCAAAUGGGAAAACUCUUCAUAAAACUUUUAAUCUGCCUGUACCUCUUUUUUCUGAUUCAUCAUCAAACAUCAAAUACAAUUCAAAACAAGGCGAAUAUUUGAAAAACAUUGAUGUUUUUAUAUGGGAUGAAGCACCAAUGGCACCAAAAUAUGCUUUAGAAGUAAUAGACCGAACUUUACGCGAUAUGAUGAAUAGUGAGGUACCAUUCGGUGGAAAAGUAAUGAUUUUAGGAGGUGAUUUUCGGCAGUUACUGCCUGUAAAAAAAAAUUCAACUAGAACAGAAUUAAAUAUGCGUACAUUACCUUCAGAAGUCGAGUUUUCAAAAUUUUUAUUAAAUGUUGGUGACGGUACUUUGAAUGAUAAUAAUGAUAAUUUAACGUUACCAAAUCAAUCAAGAAAUGUAGAUGUUAACAGAAUAAAUAAUGAAACUGUCCAAUUAUUAGAUUAUGAUACUGAAAAAGUUUUUACAAGUAUUGACAGUACGGAAAAUUGUGAUAAUAGUGAUAUUGAUGAUGUUAUAUUACCAGAAUAUUUAAAUACUUUAAAUCCACCAAAUUUUCCAUUUCAUGAACUCAUAUUACGAAAAUUUUGUAUUGUUAUGUUACUUAGAAAUCUCAAUAUUAGUGAAGGAUUAUGUAAUGGUACAAGAUUAAUGAUUCUUGAACUUGGAAAUAAUAUUUUAAAAUGUAAAAUAUUAAAUGGAGAUAAAUCAGGUGAAAUAGCAUUCAUCAGCCGCAUUACAUUAUAUUGUGAAGAUAUUUAUCCUUUUACAUUCAAAAGAAGACAAUUUCCAAUUGUAUUAGCAUUUGCAAUAACUAUAAAUAAAGCACAAGAUAAUUUGAAACAAGAAAUAGAAUCUAUCGGAAUGGCUGACCCGCCAAUUUCAGAAAAUAUGAUAAAGAUGCUGGCUGAGAACCAGCAAAUUAUGUUGGAGCAACAGCGACAGAAUCAACAGAUUUUGCUGUGUGGAAAAGGCAGCAGAGUGGUGGCGGGGGACUUCAAUGCUAAAUCAACAGCAUGGGGCGCGGCGCAAACAGACAAAAAGGGAGAGGUGGUAGCAGACUUAGCCCUCCAGGAAGACUUAGUUGUAACCAACCAGCGCAACUUAUACAUAUUUAGAAGAGGCGUCACUGGCUCUAUUAUAGACAUUACCAUGGCGUCAGAGGACUUGUUGGACAGGGUGCAGGGAUGGAAGGUACUGGAAGAUAUGACUCUCAGUGACCAUCAGUACAUAGAGUUCACAAUACAUGGUAGACUGAGGGCGCCAAAAGCUGGUAUGAGAGAGUGUAGCGGUAAAGCCUGGGUGGUCAGAAAACUCUGUGAAGAAGACCUGUUAGCCCUUGCUAAGAAGGUGAGAGAAAAAAGGCUGGCUGGCAAGGAAGAUGAUAGUGACAUCUGGAACCCGGCAGAUCUAGUUGACUAUCUCGAGAUAGCGUGUAACAAGUAUAUACCGAAGAAAAAACCGGGAUGUGAGAAAAGGCAGCCGGUCUAUUGGUGGUCAGAGAAGAUAGCGGCCAAGAGGAGAAGGGCUCAGCGUGGCAGUACUGGUCACUACAACGAGGAAGCAAAUGCUGGAGGUUAA
Chelonus insularis is the source of this 4539-nucleotide messenger RNA. RefSeq lists its product as uncharacterized. Gene Ontology annotation, biological process: DNA repair; telomere maintenance. Lineage: Eukaryota; Metazoa; Arthropoda; Insecta; Hymenoptera; Braconidae. Gene Ontology annotation, molecular function: DNA helicase activity. The record is from RefSeq and is a predicted model, not a curated record. The coding region runs from base 1 to 4539 and encodes 1512 amino acids. The transcript is spliced from 7 exons.